Molecule: messenger RNA, 421 nt
Organism: Diuraphis noxia (Russian wheat aphid)
Lineage: Eukaryota; Metazoa; Arthropoda; Insecta; Hemiptera; Aphididae
Source: RefSeq, a predicted model, not a curated record
UGUCGGUGUAACUCGUUCGCAAACAAUAAUAGUAAAACAUUUGAAGAUCGUAUCGAUAUAAUUAUUGUAUCAUAUUAUAAUGGAGUUCAACAACUACCCCGACGUGGUGGCGAAGAAGACUACAGACCGUUAUACGCCGCCAACAGCCGAUGAUGAGGGACGUGUGGAUGUCGGCGAUAGAUCGGUGUGUAAUCCAAGAUUUGGAAGGCAUGACGCUCACAAACGUCAAGAUACCAUGGGUGAAAUUGUACAAAGCGGUACUGAUACUUUGAAGUUUAAGUACAACCACGACAACGAUUUUGUUGAUAGCCGUUUCAAAGAAUUGAUACCUCAUCCUGAAGUCGUUGGUAAACUUCAAACUGACAAGUAUGGGAACCCUGUGAAACGGGAUCUCAAAUUCCAUCACAGCACUCUAUGGUAA